Molecule: messenger RNA, 8407 nt
Organism: Erinaceus europaeus (western European hedgehog)
Lineage: Eukaryota; Metazoa; Chordata; Mammalia; Eulipotyphla; Erinaceidae
Gene: TNPO1
Product: transportin 1
Exons: 25
Coding region: 290-2986 (898 amino acids)
Biological process (GO): protein import into nucleus
Cellular component (GO): nucleus; cytoplasm
Molecular function (GO): small GTPase binding; nuclear import signal receptor activity
Source: RefSeq, a predicted model, not a curated record
UCGGGGCAGAACCGGGGGGGCGCUGAGGAGGGCCUCGGGGCGGUGCCGGGGGCGCGGGCGCGGGCGGGAGCUCGCGGGCGGCCAGUCCCUCAGCGGCGCGGCGGCCGAGGCGCCCGCGGAGAAACCGCCGCUUCCGGGCGCCGGCCGCGGCCCCGUUGCCUAGGCGACCGCCGUCCCCGCCCCCCGGCCAAUCGCACGGGCGCUGCCGCGAGCCGCGAGCCUCUUUGUUCCGCAGCCAUUUCGGGCCCGGAGCCGACGGCGCGGCGGCCAGCGCGGAGCCGAGUCUGGGAUGGUGUGGGACCGGCACAGCAAGAUGGAGUACGAGUGGAAACCCGACGAGCAGGGGCUGCAGCAGAUCCUGCAGCUGCUCAAGGAGUCGCAGUCCCCCGACACCACCAUCCAGAGGACCGUGCAGCAAAAACUGGAACAGCUCAAUCAAUAUCCAGAUUUUAACAACUACCUGAUUUUUGUUCUUACAAAAUUGAAAUCUGAAGAUGAACCCACAAGAUCAUUGAGUGGUCUUAUUUUGAAGAAUAAUGUGAAAGCACAUUUUCAGAACUUCCCGAAUGGAGUAACAGACUUUAUUAAGAGUGAAUGUUUAAAUAAUAUUGGGGAUGCCUCUCCACUGAUUAGAGCCACUGUUGGUAUUUUGAUUACAACCAUUGCCUCCAAGGGAGAAUUACAAAACUGGCCUGAUCUCUUACCAAAACUCUGCAGCCUGUUGGAUUCUGAAGAUUACAAUACUUGUGAGGGAGCUUUUGGUGCCCUUCAGAAGAUUUGUGAAGAUUCUGCUGAGAUCUUAGAUAGCGAUGUUCUAGAUCGUCCUCUCAACAUCAUGAUUCCCAAGUUUCUACAGUUCUUCAAACACAGUAGUCCAAAAAUAAGGUCUCACGCUGUUGCAUGUGUCAAUCAGUUUAUCAUCAGUAGGACCCAAGCUCUGAUGCUGCACAUUGAUUCUUUUAUUGAGAAUCUCUUUGCAUUGGCUGGUGAUGAAGAACCGGAGGUACGGAAAAAUGUGUGCCGGGCUCUUGUGAUGCUGCUUGAAGUUAGAAUGGACCGCCUGCUUCCUCACAUGCAUAACAUAGUGGAGUACAUGCUACAGAGGACCCAGGAUCAGGAUGAAAAUGUGGCUUUGGAAGCCUGUGAAUUUUGGCUCACUUUGGCUGACCAACCAAUUUGCAAAGAUGUACUUGUAAGGCAUCUUCCUAAGUUGAUUCCUGUCUUAGUAAACGGCAUGAAGUAUUCGGAUAUAGAUAUCAUUCUACUUAAGGGUGAUGUUGAAGAAGAUGAAACAAUCCCUGACAGCGAGCAGGAUAUCCGACCGCGUUUUCAUCGAUCUAGGACAGUGGCGCAGCAGCACGAUGAAGAUGGAAUUGAAGAGGAAGACGAUGAUGACGAUGAAAUUGACGAUGAUGAUACAAUUUCUGACUGGAAUCUAAGAAAGUGUUCUGCUGCGGCCCUCGAUGUUCUGGCAAAUGUGUAUCGUGAUGAGCUUCUGCCGCAUAUUUUGCCCCUCCUGAAAGAGUUACUUUUUCAUCACGAGUGGGUUGUUAAAGAAUCGGGCAUCUUGGUUUUAGGGGCAAUUGCUGAAGGUUGCAUGCAAGGCAUGAUUCCGUACCUGCCCGAGCUCAUUCCUCACCUUAUUCAGUGCCUCUCUGACAAGAAGGCUCUUGUACGUUCCAUAACGUGUUGGACUCUUAGUCGCUAUGCACACUGGGUAGUCAGCCAACCUCCAGACACGUACCUGAAGCCAUUAAUGACAGAGCUGUUAAAGCGUAUCCUGGAUAGCAACAAGCGAGUACAGGAAGCUGCCUGCAGUGCCUUUGCUACCCUAGAAGAGGAGGCUUGUACAGAACUUGUUCCUUACCUUGCUUAUAUACUUGAUACCUUGGUCUUCGCUUUUAGUAAAUACCAGCAUAAGAACCUGCUCAUUCUUUACGAUGCCAUAGGAACGUUAGCAGAUUCAGUAGGACAUCAUUUAAACAAACCGGAAUAUAUUCAGAUGCUAAUGCCCCCACUGAUCCAGAAAUGGAACAUGUUAAAGGAUGAAGAUAAAGAUCUCUUCCCUUUACUUGAGUGCCUGUCUUCAGUUGCCACGGCCUUGCAGUCUGGCUUUCUUCCGUACUGUGAACCUGUGUAUCAGCGUUGUGUGAACUUGGUGCAGAAGACCCUUGCACAAGCCAUGCUGAACAAUGCUCAGCCAGAUCAGUAUGAGGCCCCAGAUAAAGACUUUAUGAUAGUGGCCCUUGACUUGCUCAGUGGCCUGGCUGAGGGACUCGGAGGAAACAUUGAACAGCUGGUAGCCCGAAGCAACAUCCUGACACUGAUGUACCAGUGUAUGCAGGAUAAAAUGCCAGAAGUUCGACAGAGUUCCUUUGCACUAUUAGGCGACCUGACAAAAGCCUGCUUUCAACAUGUGAAGCCUUGUAUAGCCGAUUUCAUGCCUAUAUUGGGAACCAACUUAAAUCCAGAGUUCAUUUCAGUCUGCAAUAAUGCCACUUGGGCCAUUGGAGAAAUCUCCAUUCAAAUGGGUAUAGAGAUGCAGCCUUAUAUUCCUAUGGUGUUGCAACAGCUUGUAGAAAUCAUUAACAGACCCAACACACCAAAGACGUUGUUAGAGAAUACAGCAAUAACAAUUGGUCGUCUUGGUUACGUUUGUCCUCAAGAGGUGGCCCCCAUGCUACAGCAGUUUAUAAGACCCUGGUGCACCUCUUUGAGAAACAUACGGGACAAUGAGGAGAAGGAUUCAGCAUUUCGUGGAAUUUGUACCAUGAUCAGUGUGAAUCCCAGUGGAGUAAUCCAGGAUUUCAUAUUUUUUUGUGACGCUGUUGCAUCAUGGAUUAACCCAAAAGAUGACCUGAGAGACAUGUUCUGUAAGAUUCUUCAUGGAUUUAAAAAUCAAGUUGGGGAUGAAAAUUGGAGGCGUUUCUCUGACCAGUUUCCACUUCCCUUAAAAGAACGCCUGGCAGCUUUUUAUGGUGUUUAAUCUCACACUCUGAAGCUGCAGUCUCAUAACGAGGGGUCCUUCAGUCUUGGAGACUGUGAAGGAGCCUCUGCAGCCAGGGAAAACGUUACCCUUACAGGGGGGAAGGGUAACCCAGUAGGGACACAGUACAGUCCCAACCCUACUGGGAGGGGCGGGAGGGAGGUGUUGCCGUCACUGUAUUAAGUCGACGUUGGGAAAUGUUUUAACAUCUGGAGCUUCUGUGAGUGGAGAUCUUUCUCCAAUUACACCUCUGCACUGGAUGUGAAGAAGCAAAAAACCAAUCUGUUCAAUCUACUCACAGAGCAGCCCAUUCUGGAAUGUUAUGGGGAACUGUACCAAACAAGAACCAUAAGCGUGAUGCAUAGGGUGCGGAGUCCAGGAAACCUAAGAUGGGACUGGGCUCACAGGCAGUAAAGGAGCUUCCCCCUCCCUUUUUUUUUUUUUUAAUUAAAAAGUUUUUGUAAAUUUUCCCUGUGAUGGGGCCUUGGUUUUGCAUGCUGAUGAAGAUGACACAUGAAAUUAAUACGAGUUAAGAUCAGCUUGCCUAUCCAUAGAAGCGGGUUCUUGGAAGCUACCGUUUAAGGUUACCCCCACCUCCAAAAAAGCUGGAAUAAAACAAAACAAAUUGAAACAGUGAAGCACCCUGUGGAAUACCGAAGGAGUCGCAACUGCCUGACUCCUGCCUUCGCGGGUGGGCAGGGAGGGAGGAACAUAGAGGGCUAGGCUUAUCAGACUAAAGGUCGACAUCAUACUUUUGCAUUAAAACAUUAAUGUAGUGAAUGAUUUGAUGGUUGUACUUGAUCAGAUUUCAUUUUUAGGCCAAGAUGUUAUUUGCUAGUGCAGUUUAGGGCUCACUGUGCUGGACGGCGCAGUGGUGAGGAGGCAGCGUGCAUGCCUCACGUAGUGACGCUUGGGCCCUGACCUCUGGCACCAGUGCCCGUGGCAGUCACCAGUCAUUAUCGCCCUGCAUUUAAAGUUCUUUUUUUUUUUUUUUCUUUAAAAAAAGAUUUGUGGAUUUUAUUUUUAAUAAGAAUAUAGAUAUAAAGUACUGUAGUUUACAGCUAGGCCUUGAAGUAUCUUUUUAGGAUCUGUUAGGGAUAAGAUUGAUAUUGUAUCGUGUGUAACCUGCGCAAUGUGGAAAGCUGGUAUACCUGUGCGAAACCUUUGCCUCUGUGCUGUCGUGUGAUGUGCUUUCUGCAUGUUCUAUGGUACUUGUGAAGCUGGGAGGCCGUGGUGAAAGAUCAGAGCGGCUGCGUAGAUGUUAGCUGGCACGUAAGACAACUGUAGACCUGAAGACGUGACUGGUAUUCCGGUGUUUGUUCCCACUCAACAUACUGCCUUCUAGGCUUUUCUUUUUUUUUUUUUUCUUUUUUCUUUUCUUUUUUGUUCAAAGCAUGAUCUUAAGAUAUGUUUAAGUUAAUGGGUGUAAUGCAGGGCUUCUACAUUGUAUUGGUGCGAGUUGGUGGUGCUCUGUGCCCUAGAGAAAUGCACAAAGGGUUCAAGUCAAAAGCUACAGAGUGAAAGUUGGUUCGGAUCCUCUUCAUUUGUUUAGCUUUUCUGUUAUUUUUCUCUACUUACAUGUAUUUCUGUGAAUAAAUCCUUGUUAAGUUAACCCUUUACUUUUUCUUCCAUGUGUAUUUUCUUAUAUACUGUGAAUGUGAAAACCCAACUGGUACACUUGAUCUGUGUCCAUAUGAAAGUGCAAGUCUCUGUCAGUCUGGAUGACCAAGGAAAAUGGGGAGCUUUUUCUUUGUAGCUCUGCUGGUCAGAGAUGAAGCCACAUUUCCAUUUUUCAAUGCUGCAUAUUUAAAACCCUGCAACAGAAAUGAUAAGCCAUAACAACCUUCUAUUUUAGCUUGUCAUCGUCGCACUGCAGAAUAGAUACCGAGUGCCCGUUGUCAGAAGCAGUCGGUCCUCAGCAUGGCCUGCUCCCUGCAGGUGUUGAGUGGCACAGCCGUUGCACUGAAUUCUGAGCUGUGUGUGUGUGGAUUUGCAGACACCGUGGCAGAGUAUCCAGAUGCAUGCUAGCAUGCAGGUUUUGUUACUUGGACGUGUUGUGUGUGUGUGUUUAAUGUAUCUUUCACUUUUCCUCUACUUUGGCUCUGCAAAUUUCCGUCUAUUAGCUCUAACUUACUCAUUUUUAAUGUCCUUUUUUUUUUUUUUUUUUUUUUUUCUAUAAAUUGAAUCCAAAGGGUAUGUAGCUCAAAAUCUGCUUUACUUAGUCUUUAAAACCUGAUCAGUGUAGCUAUUUUAUCUUUAAAUUCUAGUGAUACUUAAUAGUGUUUCAAAUACUUUAUAGCAUCUAGAAGGGUUUUUUUUUUUUAAGUGUUCUACUGUGGGCAGUAAGUAUAAGUUGGGGGAAAAUGGCAGAAAAUGCUUUCUAAAUACUUUAUGUAUGUGGAAGAAAAAUAAACACCCUCCAGUGAGAUUAUCUGGAUCUGUUAUUGACCGCAAAGCUCUGUUGUCACUUGUUUGAUCAAAAUUUUCUUUUUGGUUAGGUAGGUGCGCAAGAAUGCCUGUUUUUUUUUUAUCCACACUCAAACCUGUUUUCAAAUUUAAAUUUUUUUAUUUACAAAUAGAAAGUAAGAGUUACAGUAAUGUGACUGGGAACCUGAAAUUGGAUGGGGUUUGCUUUUCGUUUGGGUGCCCCCAUCUCUGCCUCGAGGUGGUUGGUUUCUUCCCGAUUUGCGUUUUAGAUGUGUAAGAUAGCAGGAAUUUGCAGAAGCCAUUUGUUCCCCUUUGAGGUAAGCUCUGAUUUAGCAUUUGUUGUUCUGACAGAACUUAAUACGACAUGGGAUAUGUAUAUAGCAACUUCAUUCUUGUGCUGUAGUCGUAAUAGUUUGAAUGUCGCUAGAAUGUCUGAGAUUGUGAGUCCGUCUGUGUUACAUUCCAGUGUUUCUGCCUCGCGGCAUGCUUAAAGCAGGCUCACUCCAUCUGCUCUUCACACACUAAGGCGCUGUUAGUGGGCUUGACUACAGAAAUAGCCGCUGCUAAGUGAUGUAGAUUUCUACUUGAAUAUUUUUAUGUUGUAGGAACCUCAGGAGGUCAGUGUUUACUGUUUUAUAUAUGCCUUCUUUUUCCUGUUUGAGCUUUUCUCUUUGAAGGAUUCUAACAACUACAGCUGCUGAGCGACCUGAGCUGGAGACAGAAAGGUUCUUUUAACUCUCAUUUAGGCGCAUGUUGGGCGGCUCCAUGUUACAUUGUGCCACAGGCAGUCAUUGAGUCAGGAAAGAAUUUUGCUUUUUGUAUUGUCUAAUCUCUUUAAAAACUUCAUACUGUUUUUUAAAAAAUCACUUUUUUUAUAUUUUGGUUGAUUAUUUCCCAAAUAGUCAACAUGUAAAUAAUCUUUAAGAGCCAGUUCUGAUGCUUUACAUUAUUGCUACUUGAUUUUAUGAUGCAGGUUAGAUUUCAGAAUAGAUUUUAAAACACUUAACCAAGCCAUUACAUCUUUAAAAAUAAAAUAAGUAGCAUACGUUUUGUAAUUAACAUUGAUAAACACUGUGACUUUUUUGUUAAGACUUUUUCAUUGAUCAAAAUUGCUUAAACUGCAUAUAUUGUAAAAUAGGAUCAGAUGUAUAUUUUAAAACUGACUAUUGAAAUGCUUUGUCUACUCAGUUAUAAGAUAUUCAGAUACAAGUUUUAUCUCAGGUGAAUACUCUUGUAUCCUUUUUGCUUUAGUGUAACAUGCUGGUAUACAGUCUUUGGUUUUUAGUAUAUUUCAAGGAAAAUCUUCCCAUUUAGUCUGGUUCUUUUUCGAUGUAUAUCCUAGCAGAGUAGGGUGGUAUAAAUUCCCCCUUUUGCAUGUAGUUGUGCCCUGAAAGUGCAGUUUGGUUCUCCGUUGCACCAGAUCCUGUAGGGAAAUUGAAAAUGCUCUCUACUGAUAUACCCAGCAUAGUUGAAAUGCCAGAGUUAAACUACUAUGUCUUAAACUGUUUAAUUUAGGUUUAAUUUAAAUCCUCUGUCAUAAAAAGAUAGUUUUUUUUUCUUCAUGCAGUCUCUGUUAUUCAUAUUGAAUGUAUUAACACAACGGUGCAAAAGCAUUCUUCCUGAGAGAGGAGUGUGUCAUGCAUAACUGCAGUUUAACGUCCCUUCGUGUUGAUAGCGCUUUGUAAACACCCCACACUUGGGCUUAUCAGUUGCUUUCUUUAGGGAGAAAACACUAACUGUUGAGACUUAGUGCUGUUAAUGAAAGAGCCUGGAGAGAUUGGCUUUAUUACAAAGAGCUGUGUGAUGCUUGCUAUGUCUAGUUAUGAUAGCCAAGACCAUCAUAUACCAACUGAGUAUUUCAUAUCUUAUUAAAUAUGGAGAUAUUUCUUAAUGCCUCUUUAAAAUUAAUUUUUUACAUAAAAUUUUCCUUCUACACUUACCAGAUGAUUUGUGAUUUUUUUUCAGUCUUACGUAAAUGUCUCCUCCCUGUUGGGUAUUACUUAAGUAGAGGGUUCUCUAAGCAUAAUUAGUGCAUAUUUAUUUUAAGGUUUGCAUUUAAAUUAUAGCAACUAUUUAUCGUGAUUUGUAUCCCAGAAUGUAUUGUGGGUUUACUUCUUAAUAUAUGCAUGAUUUAAUGAUUUUUCUUGUGCAUUUUAAAAACCAAAUCUAUUUGCUAAUAAUUACUUCAAUAAUUAAUUAGGAAAGCAGUAGUUUAUAUUUUAUUACAAUUUUUUGUUCACCAUAGAAUACCUUGUGCCAUGGCUUCAUAUUAUCCAGAAUUGCUCUUUGCAAGCCUGUCUUGUAAAUGCCUACUCUAAUGUGGUUAGCCUGUAAGGCAGUGUCGGCCUCCUGUAAUCGAGCCUCAUGAAGGAGUUCCGUUGAGCUUUCCCCAUAUUGUUUUGUUAUCUUCCUCUGUAACAUAAAACCAAAUUAAGAUUGGAUGAUUUUAUGGAGAUAAUAAUUAGACAAUACUGUAUAAUUAAUUUUACUUAAUAGAUUAUCUGUGAUAAGAGAUAUUUAAGUGUGAUUUAUGACUUCAUAUUAUAAAACAGUUUUAAUGACUCAUGUUAACAUUGGGUGCAAUAAUUUAGUAGGUUUAGCUUUAGUUAUAAAUAACUAUCUUUCUGCUGACAACUUAGGUUGUAUGAGUUAUGCUUAAAAGCUUUAAAUCUGAUGUCUCCUGUAUCUGCCACACUAUGUUAGAAUGUGUCCUUCAAACAUACCCUUCUGCAACUUCUCCAGCUGUACUAAAUUGAUAUUUCUUGAAGUCUAAUUCUGUGCUAACAGAUCUUCAUUUUAAAUAGAAUACGGUUUUAAUUUUUGAUAAGCUGCUGAAUUUUAAAGAGAGUUUUUUGGGGCCACCAAAUAUUUUGGAUCAUGCAGAGAAUAUAUAUUGUACUGUAGUAAUUUUUGUAUUUACAUUUGUAUGAUGUGACAUAAUAGAUGUGAAUGUUAAUCACUGCUUGACUAUGUUAAUAAAGUUGUUUAACUAUA